GUCGUCUGGGAGCGCGACGCAGGUGCACGCAUGCGCACUGGUUAGCGGGCGCGCGUUGGCAGGUGUCUGGGUUGGGCGUCGGCGGGCGAUGGGGCUGCCGGCGCUGCUGCUGCUUGCGCUUUGCGCGGCGGGCGCUCGGGGGCUCUACUUCCACAUCGGCGAGACCGAAAAGCGUUGCUUCAUCGAGGAAAUCCCCGACGAGACCAUGGUCAUCGGGAACUACCGCACACAGAUGUGGGAUAAGCAGAAGGAGGUCUUCUUGCCCUCGACCCCCGGCCUGGGCAUGCACGUGGAGGUGAAGGACCCCGAAGGCAAGGUGGUGCUGUCCCGGCAGUAUGGCUCAGAGGGCCGCUUCACCUUCACUUCCCACACUCCGGGUGACCAUCAGAUCUGCCUGCACUCCAACUCUACCAGGAUGACACUCUUUGCUGGUGGCAGACUGCGUGUGCACCUAGACAUCCAGGUUGGAGAACAUGCCAACAACUACCCUGAGAUUGCUGCCAAGGAUAAACUGACCGAGUUGCAGCUCCGAGCCCGCCAGUUGCUUGAUCAGGUGGAACAGAUCCAGAAGGAGCAGGAUUACCAAAGGUAUCGUGAAGAGCGCUUCCGUCUGACCAGCGAGAGCACCAACCAGAGAGUCCUGUGGUGGUCCAUCGCGCAGACCGUCAUCCUCAUCCUCACGGGCAUCUGGCAGAUGCGUCACCUCAAGAGCUUCUUUGAGGCCAAGAAGCUGGUGUAGUGUCCUCUCCACACGACCCUCUCCUCUCACCUCAGUUAUUUGGUACUUUCCCCACCCACUACCUUCUCCACCUGAAUUUCGAGGGAAAAAAAAAAAAACGAAAAAAGAAUAUAAGCCACGUUGGUUCCGUGGCAACAAAGCAUUCAGAUCAGCCACUUGUUCACACUGGUUUUGGAGGACACAGGACAUUCGUCCAGGCUCUCACAGAUCUGUCUUCGGGUUCAUGCAGAGUCAGAACUGGCCUAGGACUAAGUCUUGCUUCUUUCGCCUCCAGUGAUUCCCCUCCAUCGUAUCACAAAAUGAGCCAAUGAAAAAUCCCUCCUCCUUCUUUAACCUCUCUCUCCGUCUGCUCCUGCCGUAGGCGACCCAGAUGCCUCACCGCGGAGGCCCCACCUCCCUGCUGCCCUGUCAGUCCUGGUUCACUCAGUGGCUUUGUGAAUGUAAAUAAGGGGUAGGGGCCCCAGAGGAUCGAAAUGUUUUUCUAUAUAUUAGAACUAUUUUUUGAUAAAAUUAUAUAUUUUCCUUGCUAGUUGAAGUGUUACUGCCUUUGUGUGACUAGCUGAAAACACCAGAGCAGCCCCUUCUGCACUGCGUCAUCCACCCAUUUUUGAUAAGUAGGGCGGCAGCGCUCAGCAUUUCGGCUCUCAGGGCCUCAUCAGAGGGCCAGGCAGGACCUCCCUGGGACGCCUGGGAGUUCCCCAUCGCUCAGGCCCUCGGCAGACUGAGGUAGUGACAGAGCUAGCACAAGGCAGGCCACGCUCACCCCCCUUCCCUUGCCCUUAUUUAAGCUGUUGUACAUGUUUUCUUCAUGGGAACCAGAUUUGGUUCUUUCUACAGAUUUUGCCAGUGAAAUAAAAACGUGUUGUAGUA
Molecule: messenger RNA, 1609 nt
Organism: Phacochoerus africanus (Common warthog)
Lineage: Eukaryota; Metazoa; Chordata; Mammalia; Artiodactyla; Suidae
Gene: TMED4
Product: transmembrane p24 trafficking protein 4
Exons: 5
Coding region: 89-739 (216 amino acids)
Biological process (GO): positive regulation of canonical NF-kappaB signal transduction; intracellular protein transport; Golgi organization
Cellular component (GO): endoplasmic reticulum-Golgi intermediate compartment; COPII-coated ER to Golgi transport vesicle; Golgi apparatus
Source: RefSeq, a predicted model, not a curated record